UUCAUGCCUAAACCCAUGGAUUUCAAUUUCCAACCGUGCAUUUUCUCCCCACUCCGACGGCGAUGAAGCCCCCUCCGUUAGUUUGAAUAUCAAAGGGGACGAGGGAGGAACGGCCGACACAGAGAUCUGGAGGUCAUUCGAGCGUUUGUCAACCGGUUUUGGCGGAUUUUGCAGGGGAGAGGCGGUGAUCAGCCGCAGAAGGUCAUGCUUUCGGGGAGCAGAGAGGGACCCUGAGGAGGGAGCUUAACUACUACCGUACACGCAGGGCAGCGAAUCGCUUGAGGAAAUUUUUGUGGGAUGUUUGAGAGGCAGGACUCGCAGGCUGUGUGUCCGCAGGCGAGUACACAUGGAAUUGUGUAUUCGCC
Messenger RNA from Rubroshorea leprosula, 365 nucleotides. Lineage: Eukaryota; Viridiplantae; Streptophyta; Magnoliopsida; Malvales; Dipterocarpaceae. The record is from the annotation of a GenBank genome assembly.